AUGCGGACCUGCACCUACCCUUCCUCACGGCAGGUUGGCUCGAAUUGUUUACUCACUAACCCAAUCUAUCGAUGCGUGGGAGUUGGGGAGCUGUGGUUGCGGCUUACUUGGGGUUUGAGUAAGGUCGUGGUUGAGAAUUGGAAGCAAUAUUGCCUGCCUGACCCGAGAACGAUGCGGCUGCUUCAUAGCAACUUUGUUUUCACAGUCCGCGCUAAUCAUGUCCUCCAUACUCCACGGGGAAGUACAGAGGUACGAACUACGAGGUGUGGGUGCGGUCACUAUUCUACAGUACUGACCAGCGUGAAGAACUCGGAGAAGAAUGAUGACAGGAAGCACGACGUCGGGGCUGCUAUUCUGAAGCGCAGAAGCUCGGUCUCGUUUCCAUCUCCUUCUGCUGAACUGCUGAAUGUGGUGCAGAUCAGUCAUUCGUGUUUGCUGCAUGGCUUGCAUCGGGAGGAGUCUGUGGUACUUGUUGCAUUUCUCCUAGGCACCGAGGCCUGGGAUCGAUCACGAGCAUUGUGGUUUGGAGAGCAGGUAGAGGUACUUCCGCUGCCAUCGGGAGUUCUCGCUGAGCUCUCCCAGUGGCUUCUUCCUCAACAGCCGUAUCCGGAUCAUUCCGAGGAAUGCAUCUUGUGGGACGAAAGCAGACCAGGAUCGCCACAUCCAGCAGGCCAGAGAAAGGCAGCUGCACAGCUCCCACUUCACUUGGCCUAG
Molecule: messenger RNA, 714 nt
Organism: Pseudocercospora fijiensis CIRAD86
Lineage: Eukaryota; Fungi; Ascomycota; Dothideomycetes; Mycosphaerellales; Mycosphaerellaceae
Exons: 10
Coding region: 1-714 (237 amino acids)
Source: RefSeq, a predicted model, not a curated record